AUGGAGUCUUUGUCCCUGAGCGACAAGAUUCAAUGCUCCGAGCCUGCGGCCAAGAUGUUGCACGAACAAGCUCCUGAUUUGCCAUUGCGGAGGAGGGGCAAGGUCGCUGUGAAAGGCAAGGGCAAUAUGGUCACGUAUUGGGUCGGAGAAAGGCCAUCUGCAAGAAGGACUCCCAACUUCAAAGGCCAACCUAUGGUGAAUUUUGCCGGCGACAUUGUGACUCCAUCGCCAAUACCUGGAAGCCUUUUGACUCCAUCGCCACGAUUGGGCCGUUUUGCAACGAAUGCACUUGAUUUAGAGACUUCAAGAACACAAGACUCCAAGAAAGAGAUAGAAACUCCACCAGAAGCAACAAAGGAAGCGCCUCACAGAGACUUGCCUCCAAACCAAAUCAGAAGGAACUCCCUGUCGGAUGGUCCUUCUCACGAUGAAGCACGUAUGCGAAACUAA
Cylindrotheca closterium is the source of this 450-nucleotide messenger RNA. The record is from the annotation of a GenBank genome assembly. Lineage: Eukaryota; Bacillariophyta; Bacillariophyceae; Bacillariales; Bacillariaceae.